UGAGAGAGAAAAGGAGAGGAGGGGGAGAAGAAAGAGGAAUUUAAAAAAGAAAAGGAAGAAAGGAGACAGGGGAGGAGGGAGGGAGGAGAGAGAGAGAGGGUGAGAGUGAGAGCGAGCACCGCGAUUCAAAAAAAAAAAAAAAAAAAAAGAAAAAAAAAGGAAAGAUGUCAUCGUGCGAAGGGAAGCGCCGAGGUGGAGCGGUAGGCCGCGGCCGGGCUCCGGCACCACUUGCCCGGGUCACGGCGUGAACGCAACACCGAGGCUUCGACCAAAACACCCGAUUGGCCUGUUCGGGGCGGGCGGGGGGAAGCCAGGGGAGGGGGACAAAAAUAACAACACAGAUUUAUGAAUCGGUUCGGUUUUUUAAACCUCUUUCAAAACGCGUCAGUCCCAUACUGUGUGACGGUUAAAACAAGGUCUAAAAACGAAGCAGAUCAUAAUGUGUUUUGCUGCAUGUUGUGUGUAAGGUUGUAUAACUAACAAUUACUGCUUUCGUUCGUCGAGUUGCUUAAUUGCGUGUUAAGUUUCCGACGGUUCAGCGAACAUUGCGGUUAGUUUACAUAUACAUGUAGUAGUGAUAAUUGUCCGGUUUGAACUGGAUUAUAACAGCGAGCGCUUCUGUGCAGAUACACUGAUUUUAAUCCAUCACUGCGAUAGUUCAGUGUAUCAGGCAAUAAAAGUGACAUUCUGACUAUUAUUAUUAUCAUUAUUAUUAUUAUUAUUAUUAUUAUUAUCGCAGUGCUGGUAGGUUUCUUAUGUUAGAGGACACCAGCAAGUCGCGGCUGAAUCGGAAAGUUUUAGUCUGUAGUUAUUUAUCUCUUACCUGCGGAACAACAUGGACACUGCAUGGAGCAGUUUUCUCUUCCAGACCACGCCCACCCAAACCCAUCUGGAGGGCUCUCUCCAAUCAGAGCUCAUGCAGGUCCACGCGAGCUCGCCUCAGAGCCCGCCCCCCGAGCCCGUGGCCACGCCCCCGUCGACUGUGGACACCACCGCCCUCAGUGAGGACCCUGUACCUGAAAAGCCACCAGUUCGACCAGGCCGUGCUGCUCAUAUCUGUGCCAUCUGCAACAAGCAAUUCAAAAAUAGCUACAACCUGCGGCGGCACCAGUCUGUUCACACAGGUGUGCGUCUAAAAGGAGGGUCCUCCCAGAACCGGGAAGGCGGCUCUAAAGAGGCUACUGAGCCUCUGUCCCUUCUCCAACUCAGUAUAGUCCCACCCACUUCAGGGCUUCCCACACCGCCUCCGCAGCAGCCGCUGCUUACUCAUGACACCAGUGAUUUAGCCAUGACCAGCACAGUCACGCCCCUUCCCCCCCCAACAGCCAUCGUCAUGCCAACGGGGGAGCCAGUCCAGAGGCCGGUGAACCCAACCCCAAAUGCUAAUGUGGUGCGAAAGAAUCACGCAUGUGAGACUUGUGGGAAGGCCUUCAGGGACGUUUACCACCUGAAUCGGCACCGGCUCUCGCACUCGGAUGAGAAGCCCUUCUCCUGUCCCGUGUGCCAGCAGCGCUUUAAGAGGAAAGACCGAAUGAGCCACCACGUGCGCUCACACCAGGGUGGCGUUGAGAAGCCCUACGUGUGCCCGCACUGUGCCAAGGCCUUUUCUCGCCCUGACCACCUCAACAGCCAUGUCAGACAAGUUCAUUCUACAGAACGACCUUUUAAAUGUCCGACGUGUGAAUCGAGUUUUGCCACAAAAGAUCGACUGCGCGCUCAUAUGAUCCGGCAUGAGGAGAAGGUUCCAUGUCACAUCUGCGGCAAACUGCUCUCAGCUGCAUACAUCACUGAUCACAUGAGGGUGCACAACCAGUCACAACAUCAUGCCUGCCAUCUGUGUAACAGAAGUUUUACAACGCUUACGUACCUGCGCAUACAUGCUCAGAAGCACCACGGUCAGGAGUGGAAGGAAAGCGGCUUUGGUUCCAGUGGUUCUGUUCUAGUAUGUCAUUUGUGUGGCGUGCACUGCAAGACCCUCACGCAGCUGCAGGGCCACAUGGGUACCCACAAUCCCCCAGGCAGCAGCAGUGGAGAGGGUGCACCUGAUGGCACAGUGGUGCUGAGCAGCAGCAGCAGCAGCAUGGCACCGGCACCUGCUGUCUUUGUGAGCGCCAACACCAUGGUGGACCUGCUGGUCACCGACUGUUCCUGCAUCGCACAGGAGCCACAGAGCUAGUACUGCAUGCCUGUAACACACAUCUAUAGUCACAGACAUCCACAUGCAAUCACACACACACACACACACACACACACAAGCACCCAGCUCUGUACAUACCAUUGUAUUGCAUAGGACAUGUUUAUGUAAAUGGUAUAUACCAGGACUAUUCAAUUAGCAGGUUGUUAACGAUACUAUAAUAAAGUUGUUGUAAUUGAUUUUGUAGCUAAACUGUCUUUACAUUCUAAUAGCAAUCAGUAACACUUUGGGAAAAUGUGUGACUGGGCUCUGGACCCAGCAACUAAAAAUGAACAAGGUCGUUCUCCUUAUAUUAAGCAAUCAGGAAACUUCUUUUCGAAGAGGUAGUCCUCUCUGCAUGUGCACAGGCAGGUCAUAUAAGUUUCGCUAUAAAUAAGCAAGAAGGGAAGCUCAAUCUUAAAUGGGUCGUCUUAGGAUUAUGGAAGAGUCAUUGCUAUAUCUUACAGAAGUGAUUGCAAAGAAGGCUGACAUUUGACCAAAAUUUCUGGUCCCACUGUUGAUGGAUUUGAGAAAAUGAAGAGUGGAAAUGAAAGCAUACAGGAAAACAAACAGGACUGAGCAAGAGAGAAGAGUAAACAUUUGUGUCUUCCAGUGCUGGAGAGACUUGAUAGAUUUGAAGUGCUUUGCUGCUUGGUGGAAUUAUUAUGCUUAGUGUCAUAUUUGUGAGGAUGAAUUCCUUCCAAAUUUACAUGACAUGGUUAACUAGAAAGAAAACAGCCCUCCAGUGUCUCAGUGUUUAGCCAUGAGUGUCGUUUGCUUGGAUGUCGCUUACAAAAGCAUCAAUGUUGGUGCCUCAGAUCUACCCAGACAAUUGCACACUGAUUCUACAAAUUAAAUUAUUAAGUGUAUGCAUUGCUAAAUUUGUUGAUCUGAUAUCAAGUUUUUUAACUGCUUGCUGUGACCCAAGCACUGCCACUUUCCGCUUCCUUGUCUUUAAAAGGAGGAUGUUUGGAUAGAGCAAGUGAAGUGUCUAAGUCUGGCAAAAAUUAGAGAAAAAAUCUUCAAAAUCACUAAAUAUUGAACAGCUUUAGCGAAUGCUAAAACCUUCCUAGACAACAUAGUGACAUCCACUUCUUAUCAGUUAUAAUCACUGUAUUGUGUUGUCAUUGUGUCUUUUAGUCACAAGAUCACUGAUAGAUCAAACAUUUAUGUGCAGGUUCAGCAUGUCUGUCUCAUUGCCAAAAAGGUCAGUAGUCAUAAAUAGUUAAAAAUAAAUAAAUAAAUAAAUAUGAAUAGUAAAAAAACAAUCCUGAUAGACUAAUAAAUACUUUAGCCCAUGUGUGUUGUGUGAUAAAAGCAUGGGUCCCAUGCAGAUUUGCUUUCCAUCACAAAGUAAAAAGAAUUACAUUGAUUGAUGUAUACUGAUGAAAUAAUAGCUCUGUUGUGUCGUUUUAUUGUGUUUUGUUCUAAAAAAAAAUAUAUUGUAGCAUGCUUUUGUUUACCAUUAGGCUGUUGACUUGUAUUUCCCUACAUGAUGAAUAGCCCUGGUAUAUACUAUAACUCUGUCUCUCUCUCUCUCUCUCUCUCUCUCUCUCUUAAACAUACCAAUCCACAUUGUUGAGCAAAUACUGUGAAAAGAGCUAUUACACAGCUAGCUGAGCAGACACACACACAUACUCACCAAUUACACAGCCACUGUAGCAAAUAAGAAAGGGAACUCAAUACGCAUGAACACUACGUAUACCAGUCUCCACAGCACGAUGUAGAUCUUCAGUGUAUUAUUGCAACAUGAUCAGAGGUGCCUGUGAAGUCCAUGGUGGCUUCAAAGUGGCAUGAGGGCAAUUAGACACUUAAUUUCAGUACUACGUACGAUUGCACUGGCUGGAUCUCUCUCCUUAUUGUUGUUCUUAAAAUCUGUUUUGCUCUUAUUGCUGCAGGAUACAACGAUACUGUGAUUGUGACUUCCUACUGUAUUUCAUAUUCUGCUCUCUCUGCCACACCUUUCUACUCACACACUCUAAACCAUGAAGAGGUGAAAAGGGGUUGAUAAAAAAAAAAGAGGUCAAAUAAAA
This is a messenger RNA of Pangasianodon hypophthalmus (striped catfish), 4206 nucleotides long. It is a transcript of the gene mazb, whose product is annotated as MYC-associated zinc finger protein b (purine-binding transcription factor). The record is from RefSeq and is a predicted model, not a curated record. NCBI's taxonomy places the organism in Eukaryota, Metazoa, Chordata, Actinopteri, Siluriformes, Pangasiidae. The coding region runs from base 836 to 2176 and encodes 446 amino acids. The transcript has 7 exons.